GAGAGUUGUUGAGUCGAGUCCGAGUGGCCUCAGCCUUCACCUCCUCUGCCUCUGGGAGAGAUCAGAAUCAUCACAACACAAAUAUUACACCACCUCCUCGCUGACCGUCCAGAUCCCACCCUUGCCGGCGAUCGCCAUGUUCUCCUCCGUCCGAUCUCUCUCCCUCUCCCUCCUCUUCGUCUUCUUCCUCCUCGCCCCCGCUUUCGCCACCGAGGCAGAUCACAAGUAUCAAGCAGAAGAUUCAGUUACCCUUUGGGUGAAUAAGGUUGGGCCCUACAAUAAUCCUCAAGAAACAUACAAUUACUACAGUCUUCCUUUCUGUCAUCAAUCUGAAAAUGCUGCUCACAAGUGGGGUGGCCUUGGUGAAGUCCUGGGUGGAAAUGAGUUGAUUGAUAGCCUGAUUGAAAUAAAAUUUCAAAAAAAUGUGGACAGGACCACCAUUUGCCAACUUGAACUUGACGAUCAAAAGGUUAAACAAUUCAAGGACGCAAUCGAGAAUAACUACUGGUUUGAAUUUUUCAUGGAUGAUCUCCCUUUAUGGGGCUUUGUUGGUGAGUUGCACCAGGACAAGAACAGUGAAAAUGGCAAGCAUGUCCUUUACACUCAUAAAAGUAUCAUUGUUAAAUACAAUAAAGAUCAGAUCAUUCAUGUGAAUCUCACUCAAGAUAGUCCAAAGCCAUUGGAAGUAGGGAAGAAAUUGGAUCUAACAUACUCUGUCAAAUGGAUUGCAACCACUGUCACCUUUGCACGUCGAUUUGAUGUCUAUUUGGACUACCCUUUUUUUGAGCACCAAAUACAUUGGUUCUCGAUUUUCAAUUCAUUCAUGAUGGUUAUAUUCCUUACGGGUUUGGUCUCAAUGAUAUUGAUGCGGACUCUUAGGAACGACUAUGCAAAGUAUGCUCGGGAAGACGACGAUCUGGAGACUUUGGAAAGAGAUGUCAGUGAAGAGUCUGGCUGGAAACUUGUGCAUGGGGAUGUUUUUCGGCCUUCUCGGAAUUUGGUUGUCCUUUCAGCUCUUGUUGGCACAGGCGCUCAGCUAGCGUUGCUUGUUCUCCUCGUCAUCUUACUGGCAAUUGUUGGGAUGUUGUAUGUUGGGAGAGGUGCAAUUGUAACAACUUUCAUAGUGUGUUAUGCCCUUACAUCUUUCAUUUCUGGUUAUGUAAGUGGUGGGAUGUAUUCACGGCAUGGGGGUAAAAACUGGAUAAAGUCAAUGAUACUCACAGCAUCCCUAUUUCCAUUUAUGUGCUUCGGGAUUGGGUUUGUCUUGAACACAAUUGCUAUUUUCUACGGGUCACUAGCAGCUAUUCCUUUUGGCACAAUGGUGGUUGUUUUUGUCAUUUGGGCAUUCAUCUCUUUUCCUCUAGCACUUCUUGGUACAGUUGUUGGAAGGAACUGGAGUGGUGCUCCUAACAAUCCUUGCCGUGUGAAAACCAUUCCUCGUCCUAUUCCUGAGAAGAAAUGGUAUUUAACCCCAUCUGUAGUCUCAAUGAUGGGAGGACUUCUGCCCUUUGGAAGCAUAUUUAUCGAAAUGUAUUUUGUCUUCACGUCCUUCUGGAAUUACAAGGUGUACUAUGUCUAUGGCUUUAUGCUGCUUGUUUUUCUGAUUCUCAUCAUUGUUACCGUAUGCGUGACAAUUGUGGGGACAUACUUCUUGCUUAACGCCGAGAACUACCACUGGCAAUGGACUUCUUUCUUUUCUGCUGCAUCAACAGCUGUCUAUGUGUACUUGUAUUCAAUAUAUUACUACUAUGCAAAGACUAAGAUGUCGGGUUUCUUCCAGACCAGCUUCUAUUUUGGGUACACUUUGAUGUUCUGCCUUGGCUUAGGGAUCCUCUGCGGAGCUGUUGGAUAUUUGGGUUCCAAUUUGUUUGUGAGGAGGAUCUACAGAAAUAUCAAGUGCGACUAGAGCAUCUCCGCGAGGAAAUGGACCUGAUGGAGCUUUACCGAGUAGAUUGGCCGUUGUUGAGGUACGUGGUCAGGGAUGGGGAUCCAGCAACCACUAGAGACCGAAAUCGCAGGGUUGAGGAUAGGGAAUGUAUUCUUUCUCUGGACUUGGGAAAGCCCUGAGAGGUUUUUUUUGUUUCCCCAGCUGUCAGUGAAAGCCUAAAUUUUAGAUUGCAGAGAUUGUUUUAUAAUCUAAGUUAGCGGUCGUCGUACUCCUGUUGAUUUUAUUAUUUUCUUUUUUUCGUCCUUUUACAAAUAGGUGCCCUAUUACUCUUUCUAUCUGUAUGUCUUUGGGAUGGAUGGGAAGUAAGGGAAGGGCUUCCCGAAACGAACCUUUGAUUCCGAGUUAUGUAGCGACUUGUGAAUUUUGAUUCCAUCUGUACCUUGCAUAUAUAAGUAUCAUUGUCUGAAACCUCA
Molecule: messenger RNA, 2361 nt
Organism: Pyrus x bretschneideri (Chinese white pear)
Lineage: Eukaryota; Viridiplantae; Streptophyta; Magnoliopsida; Rosales; Rosaceae
Product: transmembrane 9 superfamily member 1
Exons: 12
Coding region: 137-1906 (589 amino acids)
Biological process (GO): protein localization to membrane
Cellular component (GO): trans-Golgi network; membrane; endosome
Source: RefSeq, a predicted model, not a curated record